CUACAGAGCCGCCUCAAAGAAUUACGACCAAAAAGUAACAGGGAUACAUGUCUAAACUGCAAAGGAGGAGAAGCAGUAGGAUUCCUGCCAUGAAAUCUCUCUAAGAGGAGAAAAGCAGCAAAACCUAGAAAAUCUACACCCACCCACGGGCAGGAGAGAGAAAGAAAGAAAGAAAGAAAGAAAGAGAGAGAGAGCGAGAGAGAGAGUGAGCGGAGGGGAGCGUGAAAGAGGGGGGGAAUAAAGAGCGAGGGAUAACAGUCGAUGGAUGCUGCUUGGACGCUCUGGUCGGUACAAUCUUUAGUGACAAGGACCGGAGAGCUGCAGGGAUGGAUGGGAAGGGAAGACACAUUCCUCCAGCCAUGGUGUGGUGCGAGCGGGGAAUUCAGGUGCUUCUCACCACUGUGGGAGCAUUCGCAGCCUUCGCCUUGAUGACCGUGGCCAUUGGCACGGACUACUGGCUGUACGCUCGAGCCUUUAUCUGCAACAGCACUGCCAACUCCUCUCAGGAUGACCCCCACAACAAGGACAAGAAAGAUCCUGGAGCCCUCACCCACUCCGGCCUCUGGAGGAUUUGCUGCCUGGAAGGAUUGAAGAGAGGAGUAUGUUCCCAGAUUAAUCAUUUCCCAGAGGAUGCUGAUUAUGAUCAGGAUGCUGCAGAGUACCUUUUACGCGUAGUCAGGGCCUCCAGUAUAUUUCCUAUCCUCAGUGCCAUAUUAUUGCUGCUAGGUGGAGUGUGUGUGGCUUCUAGUCGGUUCUACAAGACCAAAAGACACAUCAUUUUGGGAGCAGGCAUUUUGUUUGUAGUGGCAGGCCUGAGCAACAUCAUAGGUGUCAUUGUAUACAUCUCGGCGGCGCUCAGCGACAUCUCUCCCAAAAAGGACGAGGACAAGAAGUGGCACUACUCCUACGGCUGGUCCUUCUACUUCGGCGGCCUGUCGUUCAUCCUGGCGGAAGUGGUGGGCGUGCUGGCCGUCAACAUCUACAUCGAGCGCAACAAAGAACUGCGCUGCCGCUCGCGCACCGACCUCUUCCGCAGCACGACCUCAGCCGUGUUACGCCUGCCGGGAUACCGCUUCCGGCGGCGUUCCUCCCGCUCCAGCUCGCGGUCCACAGCGGAGCCGACCCGCUCCCGCGAGCAGUCCCCCACCUCCGCCAUCUCUCCCAAGAACUUCGGCCCGCCCCUGGCCACCGGCCCGCCGCCCUUUUCGGUAGCCACGCUUCCCAAUCCGCACACGCACUCCGGAGGAGGCAUGGGGGAUAUAUCCAUGUACACGCUCGGCAGGGAAGGUAAGCCGCCCAUGUAUGGUACAGUCGACCGUGCCACGCUCUACCAGCUGCACAAUUACUUUCCGACGAAGGAGGGCGGCGGCGGAGCGCUCAUGACGGGAACGCUGCCUUCUCUCUCCAAGUCGAACCUGGCUGCGUCGACCAACGCCACCCUCAACACCUCGUCUUCCUCCGGCCCCCAGCAGGCGCCGCUGUCUGCCGGCUCCUCCGCCACCAUGGAGAGGGAUCGAGGGCUGGGAACCUUGGAUCGGCUUGGUAAAGGAGACAGUUCAAACACUAACACUCUCAACAGGAGAACAACACCUGUGUAACGAAAGGUUGGAGGGGGGAGGGAAGAGAGUGGCGGGGAAAACAAGCGAUUACAUGAACUGGAAGUAAAGGGGGAGGGAAAAAAAGAGCAAGAAAGGGCUGAGAAACAAAACAAGGUCCGCUUGCAAGACGACAAAGAAGUGAAUAAGAAGGCAAUACAUCCUCUUUUUCCUCGUUUUUGAACAUGGUGACUUGAGUAACAGAAUUCCAUCCGCACUCCUUAUUGAUUCAUGUUGAAAUACUCGAUGUGUGUGAUGGUGAUCUUUCAGUUCUUCGAGCUCUUUCAAUUCCAGUGCUUUAUCAUCCGAUUAUGUCUGUAACUUAUUUAGCAUUCCAAUAUAGUUGAUGUUUUUCUUUUUUAUUAUGCUAAUUGUUUUUG
This is a messenger RNA of Sinocyclocheilus rhinocerous, 1975 nucleotides long. Its product is annotated as voltage-dependent calcium channel gamma-4 subunit-like. The transcript is spliced from 6 exons. The record is from RefSeq and is a predicted model, not a curated record. Gene Ontology annotation, molecular function: channel regulator activity; voltage-gated calcium channel activity. Bases 327 to 1598 code for a protein of 423 amino acids. Gene Ontology annotation, biological process: positive regulation of synaptic transmission, glutamatergic; postsynaptic neurotransmitter receptor diffusion trapping; neurotransmitter receptor transport, postsynaptic endosome to lysosome. NCBI's taxonomy places the organism in Eukaryota, Metazoa, Chordata, Actinopteri, Cypriniformes, Cyprinidae. Gene Ontology annotation, cellular component: AMPA glutamate receptor complex; postsynaptic density membrane.